Messenger RNA from Cavenderia fasciculata, 435 nucleotides. RefSeq lists its product as uncharacterized. NCBI's taxonomy places the organism in Eukaryota, Evosea, Eumycetozoa, Acytosteliales, Cavenderiaceae. The transcript is spliced from 2 exons. Bases 1 to 435 code for a protein of 144 amino acids. The record is from RefSeq and is a predicted model, not a curated record.
AUGACAAUAACAUUCAACCUAUUACAUACAACAUUGAUAAUCAAUGUUUUGUCUAUUCAUUCUCGUUUAUCAUCCAAUCCAUGUUAUAUUUCAACUUUGUAUGUCUAUUCAUACAACCAAAUCCAUAUCGUAAGAAUUGGUAAACUGGUUACACUCUGUGUUGAUUCACCUCCAACCUUGACAAUGCAAACUACAGCUUCAGAAGUAUAUACUGAUGUUUUUAUUCCUGAAAGAUUUAGACCUCCCAAUAUUCAAAUAGUCACAGUGUCAACAUACCAAAAACAAUCUCCAACUUUAUUUAUUCAUCCAUGUAGAAUCUGUUGUAUGUUAGAUGGACAAUUGAUAAUCCAAAAUAGUGAUGGAAGUGGAAUACCUUGUGAUGCCAACCAAUCUUUUUCCAUUGAUCCAUUUUCUAUGAGCUAUGUUUGCAUAUAA